UCAUUGCAGAAAUUAGUAAACAUAUCUGGGACAUCCCGAAGAAAAAUGCAGAAGACAGCACGACUGUUUACUACUGGUCUUCAGUUGAGGACGAUUCAUCGGUCAUUUUUAAAGAGAGCAUUAUCGUCCGUAUCCGAAGAUCAGUCAAGUAUUUCCAUAGCCGAUGAUGUGGUGAAUACUUUCAAAUCUGUUCUUGGUAGUCACAACGUGUCCUCAUCCCUGGCAGUCAGAGAGCAUCAUGGGAAGGAUGAAUCUUAUCAUAAAUGUGUUCCACCUGACAUUGUAGUAUGGCCAGAGAGUGUGGAUAAAGUUUGUGAGGUCGUCAAGUUAUGCAGCAAAUACAGUAUACCAAUGGUUCCAUUUGGUUCGGGUACCGGACUUGAAGGAGCGGCUACAGGAAUAAGAGGCAGUGUUUGUAUUGACAUGACGAAAAUGGAUAAAAUCGUUGAGGUGAACCCUGACGAUUUUGAUGUGACAGUUGAAUCUGGUGUGACAAGAAAUAUGCUUAAUAGUUACUUGCGAGAUACUGGACUUUGGUUUCCUAUUGAUCCUGGUGCUGAUGCCACUGUAUGUGGUAUGUGUGCAACUAGUGCGUCUGGUACAAAUGCUGUACGUUACGGCACCAUGAGAGAAAACGUCAUGAAUUUACAGGUUGUGUUAGCCAAUGGCAGUGUCAUUGAUACCGCUGGAAAGGGCAAGAGAUCAAGGAAAACAUCAGCCGGGUAUAAUUUGACUAAUCUUUUUGUUGGUUCAGAGGGAACUCUAGGAAUUAUCACAAAAGCAACUAUUAGGCUUCAUGGCAUUCCAGAAUCUAUGGUGUCUGCAGUGUGUACAUUUGAUACUGUGCAAUCAGCUGUAGAUACUGUUACACAAGUUAUGCAAUGUGGAAUUCCAGUGUCUAGAAUUGAAUUUUUAGAUGAAGUUAUGAUUGACGCCUGUAAUAAAUAUAAUAAUGUUGAUUAUAAAAUUGCUCCCACAUUAUUUCUUGAGUUCCAAGGAAAUGACAAGGUUGUGGAUGACCAGGCAAAAACUGUUGCGGAACUGGUAGAAUACAAUGGUGGUUCUGAUUUCACAUGGGCCAAAGAUGUAGAUGAGAGAAAUAAAUUAUGGAAGGCAAGACAUAGUGCAUGGUAUUCUACAUUGGCUCUCAGGCCUGGGGCAAAGGGAUUGUCCACUGACGUUUGUGUACCAAUUUCUAAACUACCAGAAGUCAUCGUAGCUACUAAAGAAGACCUGAAGCAUUCUUCUGUCAUAGGUCCAAUUGUAGGCCAUGUUGGGGAUGGUAAUUUCCAUGUGUUCAUGAAUGUUGAUCCAGAGAACCAGGAUGAAAUUGAUGAAGCCAGACGUCUAGCUGAAAGAAUGGCAAGACGUGCAAUCGCAGUUGGUGGAACUUGUACCGGGGAACAUGGUAUAGGCCUUGGAAAGAAACAACUGUUAAUUGAAGAAAUUGGAGAAACAGGUGUUGCAACCAUGAAACAAAUUAAAGCAACCCUUGACCCCAAGGGAUUAUUCAAUCCAGACAAAGUUUUUCUGUAAUUCAGGCAGUUAUUGAGAUAUUUCUUAACUCUGAUUCAAGACAGACAUAGACAGAGUGAGGCUAUUGUAUCUGCAGGGAAAACAUGUAUACAUUUCAAUUGUGGUCAUAAAACUCAUUAAUACAUCUGCUGUUUACUUUAAUCGAUGUGUCAUGAAUUAGCUAAAAAACAUGAUCUUGUAUGUGCAUUAAAAAUACUUUGCAAUAUAAUAUAUAACAU
Saccoglossus kowalevskii is the source of this 1754-nucleotide messenger RNA. Its product is annotated as D-lactate dehydrogenase, mitochondrial-like. The record is from RefSeq and is a predicted model, not a curated record. NCBI's taxonomy places the organism in Eukaryota, Metazoa, Hemichordata, Enteropneusta, Harrimaniidae. Gene Ontology annotation, biological process: lactate catabolic process. Gene Ontology annotation, cellular component: mitochondrion. Gene Ontology annotation, molecular function: D-lactate dehydrogenase (cytochrome) activity; D-lactate dehydrogenase (NAD+) activity; FAD binding.